Molecule: messenger RNA, 165 nt
Organism: Perkinsus marinus ATCC 50983
Lineage: Eukaryota; Perkinsozoa; Perkinsida; Perkinsidae
Exons: 2
Coding region: 1-165 (54 amino acids)
Source: RefSeq, a predicted model, not a curated record
AUGCGGCAAGAGGACAGCGAGCUAACCAACCCCACUCCGGUGGAGAGUCCUGGUGCCACAGCAUUGCUGCGGCAGCAACGUGUCGCCAUCAGAUGUCGUUGGAUCUGGUCGUGGCCUGGUAGUCUCUAUGAUGCUUUGCAGCUGAGGAAAGGUGAGGAAAAGUAA